GUGACGGACAAGACAGGUACCCUGACGGCAAAUGAGAUGCGGUUUCAUAGCUUAGCAAAUGCUCAAGGGGAAAUAUUAUUCACAACUUCUACAGCAUCAAAUAAUAGUCCUCGUCAUCCUGUACUUGGAAAUCCAAAUCUCGAGAGAGUG
Amoebophrya sp. A25 is the source of this 150-nucleotide messenger RNA. The record is from the annotation of a GenBank genome assembly. NCBI's taxonomy places the organism in Eukaryota, Dinophyceae, Syndiniales, Amoebophryaceae.